This is a messenger RNA of Coprinopsis cinerea okayama7#130, 2343 nucleotides long. RefSeq lists its product as hypothetical. The transcript has 11 exons. The coding region runs from base 1 to 2343 and encodes 780 amino acids. Gene Ontology annotation, molecular function: protein binding. Lineage: Eukaryota; Fungi; Basidiomycota; Agaricomycetes; Agaricales; Psathyrellaceae. The record is from RefSeq and is a predicted model, not a curated record.
AUGUCCACCCAAAUCCCUUUUCUCUUCGACGACGACGACUCCGACCUCACCCCCCUCACCGACUCCGAUUUCGACCUCUCCGACAAUGACAGCGAUUUCGAGCUCGAAAAGCCAUCUCCUAAACGGCGGCGCAUCACGAAGGCAGUCGAAAAGAAACCCAAGGAGAUAGUGCCCAAGAAGCGCAGAGGUUACAAGGGUGCCUUGCAACAACUUUGGUCGUUGCCCCUAGAUUUGACUUAUGAGAUUAUGGGUCAUCUACACCCGUUGGACCUUCUGCACCUCGCACGAACCAACAAAGAGCUUAGGCGGAUCGUCAUGUCCCGCUCGUCGACAUCGGUAUGGAUGCAGGCACGAUCCAACGUCGAUGCAGUCCCAGACUGCCCAUUCGAUAUGAGCGAGCCCCAGUAUGCGAGUCUGCUCUUUGAACCAUACUGCCAUUACUGUUCGGCCAGUAAUGUCCAAACCGUGAUUUGGGAGGCUCGUAUUCGGUGUUGCAAGCGAUGUGGACCAUUAAUGUUUCUUUAUUGGGUCAAUAUGAAAGAUAUACCAAGCGUUUUGCAGACGAUUGUCCCUGCGACGCACGAGUUCUCUUCAGGCACGAUAUACCCUCAUACAGAGAAGAAGUACUGUCUCGAAAUAGCGGUCAAGCUUGCAGAGGAAAUGGCGAAGUUGAGCGAAGAGGAGAAACCAACAUGGUUCUGGCAACAGAAGCAAGAUUAUGACAAGCGGCUGGAGCAUGCUGCACUUUGCCAGCAAUGGGCCAAGGGCCAAGUUCUCCGACGCGCCCAGAAACUAGACGAAGCUCGAGUCAAACGAACGCUGCAAAUCAUUGAGAAACUUGCAAUACUUGGCUGGACAGAAGAGAUGUCAAAGAUGUCGAGCCACAUGCUUACAGACCACAAACAUGUCAAGAUCCCAAAGGAACUGACUGAGCGAGCCUGGAAGAAAAUCGAAGCAGAUAUGGUGGCAUUUAUGCAAGACGUCCGCCGGAAACGCCUGGCCAGAGAGCGAAGUCGAGUCUUGGACAGUCGGUGUAGCCUCAUGAAGCAGAUGUAUGCGUCGUUUGUGGAGUCUCAGCCACUUCAUGCUAUCCUCCCUGGUGUGGCGGACUUUGCCACCAUCCCUCAGCUCAAGGCGGUCCUCGAAAACCCCGACUUAGAGGCCCCAGUAACUUUGGCCGAUUUCGACAUCGGAGAAGAAGCUAUGCUCCAGUUCGUUCGACAAUGGAGAGAGGAGAAGGACAACGAACUCUUGGGAAUCCUUCGUCAAAGUUCGAUCGGUGCUCAGGCAACCAAGGAAACCCUUCACCUCGCGACUACACUCUUCAACUGCAAAACAUGCAAUGUCCCCAUCUCCUACCCCCGAAUCCUGGUCCACACCUGCAACUUUGCGCGCAACUCGGGCACGCCAGACCCUAGCACCAUCUUCGAAAGGCUAAAAGCAGAACCAUGGAACCUUGGAGGCGACCGUAUCUCAUUCCACGAAGCGGCACAUAAGCGUGCCAAAUUAAUUCUUAAGGCGCUGAAUAAGGAGCCGGAUACGACUUAUGAACAGUUGAUGGAGCUCAACCCAUUUGUGGAGUGCUUCUGUGCGUUAUGUUAUCGCCCUAACGGCGCUGGCGGUGUUAUCAGGACUCUGGCUCGCUGGGAACAUAUGAUUGAGCAUACACCUCGUUAUACCAGUGCUAGAAACCAACGUCCGUAUGGCACAGCUGACCAACGUCGCACGGCGAUUGCACAGGGUGCAGAGAACCAGGAACUCCAGAAAGUCAGGUCAUCGCAUGACUGGAACGACUAUUCCCAUCGAAGCUAUGUUUGCAUGCAUUGCAAGUUGAGGGACACGCGGACUCAUCUCGAGCAGCAUGUCAAGGGCAUCCAUUCUACACCGAACCCUGUAUUUGGGACUGAUUACACUUACCAUCGCGAUGCAAGGAUCUGCUUGCGGGCACCGUUCGUGUCAUUGAGAGCCAACUUGAAGCCUAGAGUCGUAACACCGUCCACAAGUGCGUCUGGCACGGCAGCAGCUAGCUCAUCCUCUGCACCCCCGACGACAGCCUCUGCGCCAGCGUCAGCCGACGCAACGACAACGUCGUCAACCACUGCUGCCUCUGGUGCUAACCCCCCAUCCGCAGACACUGCCCCCACCUCUCCUACCACGACAAAUAGUCCAGAAGUCGCCUCGAGCACUCCCGCUCCCUCGGCGACGGGAGAGGUAUCGGGUACUGUGGACGACGCUUCGACCCCAGCCCGAUCUCCGGAACAACCUCCUCCCGAGGCCCCAACGACCCCGCCGCAGAUGUCGGCCACCACUGCACAAACUGAUAAUCCUUCAACUCCCUCUUAA